Closterium sp. Naga37s-1 is the source of this 582-nucleotide messenger RNA. NCBI's taxonomy places the organism in Eukaryota, Viridiplantae, Streptophyta, Zygnematophyceae, Desmidiales, Closteriaceae. The record is from the annotation of a GenBank genome assembly.
AUGGCCCCCACUGGUUCUGCCAGAGACCGCCUUCCUGUGCGACCACAUGGAGCUCUGGGCGGUGCACACGCUAACGCUUCACAUGCUGGCGUACCCCCACACCCCAUCCACCACCCCUCCUCAGUGGAUCUGCCAGAGAUCGCCUUUCUGUGCAACUCACGGAGCUGUGGACGGUGCACACACAGUCUGUUCUCUUUGCUACCUACCCCCGAUGCUAAAGCCACAUGUGCUGCCCCUACCCCCAUUCAACCCCCUCUGGAUUCACCAGAGAUCGCCUUCCUGUGCGACCUCACGGAGCUGUGGACAGUGCGCACGCUGUCGGUGUGUCGGGUGCUCUCCAUCUCACGAGACGACUACCGCUCCGUGGCUCGCACCCACCCCGCUGAUGACCGCCACGUCAUCGCCAACCUGCUCAACCGGUGGGGCGCGCAGCAGGGCGGAGGCGACGGCCCGGUUCUACCCCGGCAACAGCACCAUGACGGAGCUGUCUCUGCUGCUCAAGAACGAGGUCGAGGUGAGGUGGUGGGGGGGAAGCGGCAUAGCAGCAUGGCAGCAUGGCAGGGGGGAUACAAGGGGGUGUGA